This is a messenger RNA of Lates calcarifer (barramundi perch), 13067 nucleotides long. RefSeq names its product hemicentin 2 (gene hmcn2). Gene Ontology annotation, biological process: synapse organization; homophilic cell-cell adhesion. Gene Ontology annotation, cellular component: axon; plasma membrane; neuronal cell body. The record is from RefSeq and is a predicted model, not a curated record. Gene Ontology annotation, molecular function: axon guidance receptor activity; calcium ion binding. The coding region runs from base 295 to 12897 and encodes 4200 amino acids. Lineage: Eukaryota; Metazoa; Chordata; Actinopteri; Centropomidae. The transcript has 81 exons.
CCGUUUGAAGCGUCAGAGCACCAGCUCUCCAGGGGCUCUCCAACACAGAGCCAGUCCACACGCUCCUCCAAACUUUACGCACGGAUGUACUCGUGUGGAAGUGUUUUACACUGGAUUUUGAUGUGUUUCAGCAGAGACGUUUAGUUCAGAUUUUUUUUUUCUACCGACUGGAAGGAGUCCCAGACUUGUUUUGAGUUUCUUUGAAACUAUAAACUUUUUAAAACUUUCUUCUACUUUCAGUUUUUUAUGUGAUUCGCCUCAUUCCAACAGACAGAUGCAGUAAACCUAAAAAAAAUGACCGGUGUCUUUUUAAAGUGCCUAGUCUUGGCGCUCUGUAUCAGCGCGCACAGGCUCUUGGCAGACCCCCGGGUUGUGGAGGAUGAUGGAUCCGGUGACAGCGCCUCGACCCUGGCCUUUGUGUUCGAUGUUACCGGCUCCAUGUACGACGAUCUGAAACAGGUGAUAGAGGGCGCUUCGCGGAUCCUUGAGAAGACCCUGAGCCGGAGGACCAGACCCAUCAAAAACUUUGUCCUGGUCCCCUUCCAUGACCCAGAUAUCGGCCCUGUGUCCAUCACCACUGACCCAAAGAAGUUCCAGCAGGAUCUGCAAGAGCUGUUUGUCCAGGGAGGGGGAGACUGCCCUGAGAUGAGCAUAGGAGCCAUAAAGAAAGCCUUGGAAGUUUCCCUGCCUGGAUCCUUCAUCUACGUCUUCACUGACGCCAGAGCCAAAGACUACCGCCUGAAAAGAGACGUUCUGCAGCUGGUGCAGCUCCGUCAAUCACAGGUGGUGUUUGUGUUGACCGGGGACUGCGGGGACCGCUCUCAGCCCGGCUACAGGGCCUACGAGGAGAUCGCUGCCACCUCCUCCGGACAGAUCUUUCACCUGGACAAGCAGCAGGUCAACGAGGUUUUAAAGUGGGUUGAGGAGACAGUUCAGGCCAUGAAGGUUCAUCUGCUGUCCUCCAACCAUGACAGUGCCCAGGAAAACAAGUGGGAAGUGCCCUUUGACCCCAGCCUCAGAGAGGUCACUGUGUCACUAAGUGGACCAGCACCACAAAUUGAGCUCAGCGAUCCCUUUGGUCGUGUAGUUGGCGAGGAGCAGGGCCUUAAAGAGCUGUUGAAUAUUCCCAACUCUGCUCGUGUUGUCAACCUGAAGUUUCCCAGACCUGGAGCCUGGAAACUGAAGGUGGGCUGCAGUGGGCGUCACACUCUGAGAGUCACUGGAGUCAGCAAUCUCGACUUCCGUGCUGGCUUUUCCAGCGUACCUGUUUCUGAGUUCAAUCUCACCAGGGAAAGGCCAAUAAAAGGACUGCCAGCCCAUGUUUUGCUGAAAUGUACAGGCCUGAAGCCUCCGGGUCAGCUGAGUCAUGUGGAGUUGAUGUCAGGCUCAGGCCGCUCCUUGCGCACAAUCCCCGUGCCUCUGCCCUCUGACCUCGGCCAACAAGGACUGUGGAGUCUCCCGGAGUUUCGCACCCCCUCCCAGAGCUUCUUCAUCAAGGUGACAGGCAAAGACGAGGAGGGCUACCGCUUCCAGAGGCUGUCGAGUGUCUCCUACACUAACAUCGUCCCAGAUCCCCCAGCUGUGAGCAUGUCUGAUGUGGUGAAGGGCUUCUACAUGCAGCCUGUUGUGAUUGGCUGCUCGGUGGAGAGUGACAUUCCCUACAGGCUAAGAUUCAGUAGAAGUGGGAUUACGCUGGGAGAGGAGAAGUUCUUUCAGAAUUCUGCCAUAGCAUCAUGGGAGAUUGCCCACGCGUCAGCCCAAGAUGAAGGCCUGUAUGAGUGCAUAGCGCAGAGCAGCGCCGGACAGGGACGUGCCUUAACCCAGUUGACUGUUAGAGAGCCUCCUCCAGUCCUGAAGCCAGCAGUGAAUGUGACUUCCACUGUAGGAGGCGUUGCUGUGCUGUCCUGCCAGGUGGAAGGCUCCAUGCGCCACAACUUGACCUGGCAUCGAGCGGGUCGUAUCAUCCGAGCCCGCGCAGGGAGGGUGAAGCUGCUGUCCGACUCGUCCCUGCAGAUCAAUGGUGUGCGGACUCAGGAUGCUGGGGAGUACCACUGCGUGGCCACCAAUGCCCACGGAGACAGCAGAAUCACAGUGUGGCUUCUCGUCCCAGAGGCUCCUUCUGUGGUAGUUCACCCACAGAGCCAGGCUUUCUCCCGAGGGGACGAGAUCCGCCUCGUCUGCUCGGCGUCCGGCUCCCCCCCUCCCCAGCUCUUCUGGAGCCAUGGAAACAUGUUCCUCACUAAUCGGCCGAGGUUGAGUCUAAACCAGCAUGGAGUUCUGACCAUUAGGGGGGCCCUCCCAGAGGAUGCUGGGGACUACACAUGUCUGGCAACCAAUGAGGCUGGGACUGCCUCUCAAUCUGUGUCACUUACUUUUGCAGAGGUGCCUAGGAUAACAGUGGCACAGCAGGUUGUACUUGUGUCUGUUGGUGGUGAUGCAACUCUGGAGUGUCAAGCCACAGGCGUUCCCUCCCCCCUUGUCCACUGGUUCAAAGGUGAGCUUGAGGUUGGCUCUGCCCCUUUCGUCGAGCAGGAUGUACACCGCGGAACCCUGCACAUUCGAGGGGUGCAGGAGGUCGACGCCGGUCAGUACAGCUGUGUGGCCAGCAGCUCUGCUGGAACCUCCGCUGGCACCAUCACUCUGGAGGUUGGAGCAGGCCCAUUGUUCUCUGAGGCACCGGUUGACGUGGCAGCUAGCGUAGGAGAGAAUAUCACCCUUCCCUGUGUUGCCCGAGGUUUCCCACAACCGACGGUGACCUGGCGCAGACAGGACGGCAGACAGAUUCUUACAAGGACAGACAGCCACAGUAGAACAAUGCAGCUGGAGAAUGGACAUCUUCUAAUCCAGAGUGUCUGGCUGGAUGAUGAGGGGCUGUAUAUCUGUGAGGCUAAGAACCAGUUUGGAACCGGCAGGACUGAGGCCAGAGUCAGUGUCACUGGACUGGAGCCUCCUGUGUUGGCCCAAGGUGCCCCCAUCAUUACUACUGGUACUGGUCAGUCCCUGAGUAUUCCUUGCAUGUUGUUGGAUGGAAUACCUCUUCCAGAAAGACACUGGUCCCAAAAUGGAAAACCUGUUCAGCUGAAUGGGAGGAUGUUCUUGAGGAGUGACGGUAGUUUGUACAUUGAAAGAGCCAUCCCAGAGGAUGCUGGGACAUAUGUCUGCACUGCAGUGAAUGUGGCAGGCUCUGCGAACAUCACAGUCAGCCUGGAGGUCCACGUGCCCCCUGAGAUCAACGCUGGUCCGUACCACUACAUAGCCAACGAGGGUGUAGAUAUCAUGCUCUCAUGUGAGGCCAGUGGCGUUCCCAAGCCAAAAGUUGUCUGGUCCAAGGGCAGACAGCCUCUGCUCAGGGAUGGUUCCUCUCUUCAGUCCGAUCCUGAUGGAUACCUGCACAUCCGCCACCCCACCGCUGAUGAUGCAGGCAUCUACAUCUGCACCGCCACCAGUCCUGUGGGAUACGCAAGCCGAGAGAUCCAGCUCAGUGUCAACACCAUGCCUAAGAUAACUGGUGUGAGUGGCCAUGACAACACAGUGCCGAUGGCUGCUGAGGUUGGAACAGAGGUUGUUCUCCCAUGUGAGGCCCAGGGGAGUCCUUCUCCACUAGUCACAUGGAGAAGAAAUGGGCAUCCCAUCCCCCCCGUCACAGCUGGGUUCACAGUUUUGCCUUCAGGCUCUCUGAAGAUCACUGAUGUGCGGCUGAUUGAUAGUAAACUGUACACCUGCACUGCUGAAAACCCAGCAGGCAACGUGUCCGUAAGCUACAAUUUACACAUUCAAGCUAAGCCCAGGAUUCAACCAGCGCCCUCUCUCCUGAAAGCCCUGAUUGGCCAGACAGUGACUCUGCCAUGUGUGGUGCAGGGAGAGCCAAGCCCUGAGGUCAGCUGGUUUCAUAAUGGACUUCCUGUUGGGGUCAAGAACACUACGCCCCUCAGGAUCCAGCAGGUCAACCUCGCUGACCAGGGCACCUACCAGUGUGUGGCCAAGAACAGCGCUGGACAGGAGACCUUGGAGAUCAAGCUUGAAAUUCUUGAGGCCCCAUCCUUUGCAGAACCUGGAGAUGCCAUCAUGGAGAAAGUAGCGAACAGCAAGGUCAUCAUCCCUUGCCCUGCUGAAGGUUCACCUCAGCCCAAGGUGCGGUGGUUCAAGAAUGGCCUGGAGAUACACCCCGAACAAUCAGAGUUUUCUGUGGCGAGGGAUGGAGCUCUUGUAAUUAGCGCAGCAUCUGCCAGCCACAGUGGGGACUUCAAGUGUAUGGCAACCAAUGAAGCGGGCUCUGUGGAGAGAAAGACCAGGCUAAAAGUAAACGUCCCCCCUGAAAUCCAAGAUGAUAGCCAGCCACUGAACCUCACUGUCACCUUGAAACAACCCCUCACUCUGGGCUGUGAUGCCUUCGGGAUCCCCUCCCCGACAAUCACCUGGACUAAAGAUGGUCAUCCUGUGAACAGUCCUGGGGUGUAUCUGCAGAACGGGAAUAGGCUGCUCAGAAUCUACAGAGUUCAGCCUGAUCAUGCGGGACAGUUUGCCUGCACGGCUCAAAACUCAGCUGGAGAAGCCAAGAGAGAAUAUAACAUAGUGGUGCAAGCUCCACCAGUGAUUUCAGGAACAUCCCGGCUACAGGAGUUAACUGUUGUACUGAGCCAGGAGGUGGAGUUUCAGUGCAGAGUAAGCGGACAACCACCGCCCAGAGUGGAAUGGAGCCGUGAUGGAGAGGUUCUGUCCCGUGAUGGAGAUCCCCAUGUAGAGUUUCUGGAAGACGGCCAGGUGUUGAAGGUGAAGUCAGUGAGACUGAGGGACCAGGGGCUUUACCAGUGUUUGGCCAGCAACAAUGCAGGAACUCAGAUGCGCCAGUUCAGACUCACAGUACAAGCUCCCCCCACCAUUAAGGGCCCUAAUGGGACCUCAGAGGUGUCAGUGGUGCUGGGUUUCCCCACAGUCCUCCCGUGUGAUGUUGAGGGGUCACCCAUACCCAGUAUCACCUGGCUGAAGGACAACCAGCCCAUAGUGUCCAGUCCCCAGCUGACAUACACCCACGGUGGUCAGGCCCUGCGACUGGGCUCGGCACAAGGAGACAGCACCGGCCUCUACACCUGCAGGGCCACGAAUCCAGCUGGCACCGCCAUCAAGCACUACUCCCUCAGUGUUCUGGUCCCACCACAGAUAGAGGGUGACUCUACAUCUCUGACGUUUGGUGGUCAGGAGGAGAAAGUACGGAUCAAUGGGAGUUUAACUCUCUCCUGCCUGGCUAAAGGUUUCCCUGAGCCCAAGGUUAAUUGGUUCAAAGAUGGACAGUUGCUGACUGGAAACAUGCAUGCCGGCAUUCAGGAGAGUGGCUAUUUCCUCCACAUAGAGAACGCCAUGCUGUCCCAUGAGGGGCAGUACACCUGUGUGGUCACCAACUCUGCAGGAGAGGACAAGAGAGACUUUCACGUCACCAUUCAGGUUCCUCCGAUCUUCCACCGGGUGACUAACAGAGAAGCAGCCUGGGGUCUGGGACACGAGGGUGACAGUAACAAUGAGGACAUGGUAGAGAAGCGGGAGGUGGUCCUAGACCAUCCGAUCACCCUGUCCUGUGAGAGUAAUGCCAUCCCCCCACCAAAGCUCAGCUGGUACAAAGAUGGAAGAAAACUCACCGCUGUUGAUGGGGUGGUGCUACUUCCAGGUGGACAGGUGUUACAAAUCCCCAGAGUGCAGAAAGAAGAUGCUGGGAAGUAUACAUGUCAGGCUGUCAAUGAGGCAGGAGAGGACCACAUGCAUUUUGAACUAGAGAUUCUGGUCCCUCCGAUGAUCAUGGGAGCAUCAGAGGAGUUUAUGGAGGAAAUGGGAGCAGUGGUCAACAGCACUGUGGUCCUCCACUGUGACGUGACCGGACACCCUGCUCCGGUCGUCUCCUGGCUGAGAGAUGGGCAGCCGAUACACACAGACUCACAGCACCACAUCAGUGAGGAUGGGACUCAACUCCAGCUCCUCAGUGUCCAGGUUUCUGACAUGGCUGGGUAUUUGUGUGUAGCUGAGAACAAGGUUGGAACAGUUGAGAAGCUGUUCAGUCUCACAGUGCAAGUGCCUCCUAGAAUAAUUGGCAGCAAGGAAGAGGAGGUUAGUGUGAUCGAGGGUGACAUGGUGUCCUUGUUGUGUGAUGUCCAAGCGUACCCUCCUCCAGAGAUCACCUGGACCAAAGACGGGCAGGUCCACUUAUUCGGAACCGGUAUCCACAUUCUGCCAGGUGGCCAGAUGCUACAGUUGCCACGGGCGAGACUAGAAGAUGCAGGGCAAUAUGUAUGUACAGCCACAAACUUAGCAGGCCAGGACCAGAAGACUAUUCUCCUCAGUGUUUAUGUCCUGCCCACCCUGAAGCCCCGUCUUGAUGCCGAGUCAGAGCUAGUGACCCCUCAAGUUGGCUCCUCGGUCACCCUGCGAUGCGAAGCCCAUGGUGUUCCUGAACCUGAGGUCACAUGGUAUAAGAACGGACUGCAACUGGCUGCAGGGAAUGGACUGAAGAUGGAUCGUCACCAGCUGGAGAUCAUAGGAGUUCAGAUGGCAGAUGGUGGCACCUACACUUGCAAAGUGUCCAAUGUGGCUGGACAGGUGGACAGGACAUUCAGACUGACAGUUCAUGUUCCACCCGACCUUGCUGGGCCUCUCCGGGAGUCCCUGAACUACACCCUAGGCUCCCAUGUGAGCCUGCUAUGUGAGGCCACAGGUGUCCCUGUCCCCAGCAUCACCUGGCUCAAAGAUGGAACCCCUAUUGAGAGCAGCCUGCAGUGGCAGUGGUCUGUUCGAGGAAACCGACUGGAGCUGGGGCCUCUCACUCUGUCUCAUGCUGGAACGUACACCUGUGUGGUCAAGAACAGUGAAGGCCAAACGCAGAAAGACUACACACUCAUAGGGCAGGUAUCGCCCACCAUCCUGGACUCUAACCACCCAUCUGAUGUGAGUGCGCCCAUGGGAGAAGAGCUGACCCUGGAGUGCAGAGCAACUGGAAUCCCCACACCCCGCCUCAGCUGGCUAAAAGAUGGAGUGACUUUAGAGGGAUCAGACACCCGCCACAUCGCCGUGACCCCUGAUGGCAGCACGCUCACAUUACUGAGGCUGAGUCCUGAGGAUUCUGGGACAUACACCUGUUUGGCUGUCAGCCCAGUCGGACAGGAGAGCAAAAUCUACACCCUCUUUGUACUAGUCCCACCAUCUAUCUCUGGUGAGACCACUGUUCCCAGGGAGGUGCAGGUCACACAGGACACUGCUGUGACUCUGGAGUGUCAGGCAGCAGGAAACCCUCCACCUCAGAUCAGCUGGCUGAAGAAUGGACGUCCCCUGCUCCUCUCCCCCCGCACCCGCCUCCUCUCUGGUGACUCUGUGCUGAGGAUUUCUCCUGUGCAGCUGUCUGAUUCUGGAGUUUACACAUGUGUGGCACGCAGUCGAGCUGGUCUCGCUGAGCUCAGCUAUGACGUCCAAGUCCAAGUGCCCCCAGGUGUGGAUCAUGUUGAACCAGUGGAGCCAGUUACAGUCGUCCAGGGAUCAUUGGUAACACUAACCUGUGAGGCACGUGGUGUUCCUCCUCCCACACUAACAUGGAUGAAGGACAGCCAGCCACUGUCCCUUCACCGCAACCUGCUGCUGGAUGGACAGGAGACACGGCUACAGCUGCCUGAUGUGGCUCCUUCAGAUGCAGGCCUCUACAGCUGUGUGGCCAGUAACCAGGCUGGAAGCAGCACAAAGAGCUUUAACCUCACUGUGCUUGAGCCUCCAAAGAUAUCCAGCUCCAGCUCUCCAGCAGAGCUAACCAUAGCAGUAGACAGUCCACUGGAGCUGGAGUGCUCCGCUGUUGGAGUGCCACCUCCCAUCCUCAGCUGGCUCAAAGAUGGUCGCCCCUUAGAAGGGACUGACAUCGUUCAGCAGGAUGGACAUUUUGUCAGGAUAAGCAAAGUUCAGGUCGAGGAUGCAGGUCUGUACACCUGCUUGGCCAGCAGCCUAGCUGGAGAGGAUGGAAAAAACCACUGGGUCCGAGUCCAAGUCCCCCCAACCCUCCUUGGCUCUGGUGAUGUGAGGACACUGACAGUGCCGGUUAAUGGACAUUUGACCUUGGAGUGCCUGGCUGACAGUGACCCCCCUCCCAAUAUAGAGUGGUACAAGGAUGAGGCAAAAGUGCAGCCGGGGGGUCGUAUACAGCAACUGGCAGGGGGUCAGUACCUGGAGAUACAGGAAGUCAGGCCUGAGGACAGUGGCCAGUACAGCUGUGUGGUCACCAACAUGGCUGGAAGUAACAGUCUCUUUUUCACAGUGGAGAUUCUCUUGCCACCAGUAAUAAAGGAGAGUGGUUCGCUGGUGACCACACAUGUGGGCCAAGAUGCAGUUUUGCCAUGUGAAGUUGAAGGCGACUCUUCACCCACGGUCCUGUGGAGAAAAGAUGGCUUCCCUGUGUCUCCAGAUAACAAGAAGUACACAUUAUCAGAGGGCUCCUUGCGUAUACAUGGGGUUCAGUUGAGUGAUGCUGGUCGUUACUACUGCACUGUGUCCAACCAGGCUGGCUCAGAUCACAGAGGAAUUGAUCUACGGGUGUUUGUGGGUCCUUCCGUUGGUCCGGGUCCAUUCAAUGUGACAGUGACCACAGGGAUUAGAGCUGUGCUGAGCUGUGAGACUACAGGUAUACCCCCACCUCAAGUGUCCUGGAAGAGGAAUGGCACUCCACUUGAUAUCAGUCAGCUGCCAGGAGCAUACAGAAUGCUGUCCUCAGGGUCCCUGGUUAUUUUGUCACCGUCCAGUGAGGAUGAAGGUUACUUUGAGUGCACUGCUGUCAAUGAUGCUGGAGAAGAGCGCAGGGUCAUUGAGGUCAUCGUACAAGUUCCUCCAUCUAUUGAAGAUGAUGUCACGACAAUCACAGCUGUGAAAAUGUCUCCUGUGGUGUUGCCUUGUCACGUACAAGGACGUCCUCAGCCCACCAUCACCUGGACAAAAGGUGGUGCCAAACUGGGCACUAGAGGAGGAAGCUAUCGUGUCCUUCCCACUGGAGUGUUGGAGAUAACUUCUGCUGUGCCAAGUCAUGCUGGCAGAUACACAUGCUCAGCCCGCAACCCAGCUGGUGUGGCUCACAAACACAUCUCUCUCACAGUGCAAGAGCCUCCAGAGAUCAGGCCAAUGGCAGAGGAAGUACAGGUGGUGCUGCAUCAUGGGACCGUUCUACCCUGUGAGGUUCAAGGCUUCCCCAGACCAUCCAUCACCUGGCAAAGAGAAGGAGUUCCCAUAGCAGCAGGUCACAGACUGGCUGUGCUCUCAAAUGGAGCCCUGAAGUUCUCUCGUGUCACACUCGGUGACGCGGGGACAUACCAGUGCCUGGCCAAGAAUGAAGCUGGUGUAGCUGUGGGCAGGACCAAACUAGUCCUUCAAGUUCCGCCAGUGUUGAGUGUCCCUCGUGUGGAGUACACUGCAGUGUUGGGACAGCCAGUCAGUCUAGAGUGUGUAGCUGACGGGCAGCCUCAGCCUGAAGUUAUUUGGCACAAAGAGAGGAGGCCUGUGGUUGACGGUGCUCAUAUAAGGAUCUUUGCCAACGGAACUCUGGCAAUUACUUCAAGCCAGCGCAGUGACGCAGGCCUUUACACGUGUACUGCCAAAAACCUCGCCGGCAGAACCAGCCAGGACAUGAGACUGGUUAUUCAAGUCCCACCCCUGAUUGCUCCUGCGCAGACAGAACUGUCAGUCAUUCAGGGUUUUCAGGCGCUGCUGCCGUGCGCUGCUCAGGGCUCACCAGAACCCAGAGUAUCAUGGGAGAAGGAUGGUGCCACUGUGACCAGCCUUCCUAGCAAAUUCACUGUCCUGCGAUCAGGAGAGCUGAUAAUUGAGAGGGCUGAGCCAGGGGAUGCUGGUGUGUUCACAUGUGUGGCCACCAACCCAGCAGGUCAUGUGAGACAGGACAUUCACCUGUCCAUCAACAUGAGGCCUGUCUUCAAGGAGCUGCCAGGUGACGUAACCUUGAACAAAGGACAGAGUCUGGCCUUAUCCUGCCAUGCUCAGGGAACACCCUCUCCUGUCAUUUCCUGGACCAUCAACAACAGUCCCUAUGCAGGUGCAACUGUAGAUGAGGCUGGCAGGAGCUCCAUCAUCAUCGAGAAUGUGACUGUAAGUGAUGCUGGGACCUAUGUUUGCGUAGCAGAAAACAGUGUGGGCUCCAUCCGAGCACUCUCAUUUGUCCGCAUCAGAGAGCCUCCAGUGUUAAAGGGUGAAGCCCACAUGUCUCAGACAGUGAUCCAGGGUGGCUCUGCUGUGCUUGACUGUCCAGUCCAUGGAGACCCCAGCCCUGUCCUCCGCUGGCUCUGGGAUGGAAAACCAUUACUCCGCUCCCUCCGAAUGCAAGCACUUCACAACGGAUCCUUGGUCAUUUACAGCAUCACUGCUGCAGAUGAAGGGGAGUAUCAGUGUGUGGCUGAGAGUGAAGCUGGAACAGCUGAGAGGACCAUAACUCUCAAGGUUCAGAUCAAUGGAGGCUACUCUAACUGGCAGGAGUGGAGUCCAUGUAGUAGCACCUGUGGACAAGGCUUCCAAGAACGAAUCAGAUUAUGCAACAACCCAGAACCAGCAAAUGGUGGCCGAUCAUGCAGUGGUCCCAGUAUUGAUUCUAGGAAAUGUCAUGCUGGUCUCUGUCCAGGAGAGACUCCUCGUAAGACCAGAGGCAGCCUGAUAGGUAUGGUGAACGAGAGAGAGUUUGGUGUGUCCUUCCUGGAGGCCAACAUUACAGACAAUGUGGAGGAGGGGAGCAGCACUCUGCAGGCACGCUUGGACAACAUCCCUCCCAGUGUGGGUCCCUUGCUGCGGGUGCUGGUGUCUGUGUUUGCUCCCAUCUACUGGACCACGGUGCUACAGAAUGGAGAUGCUAGAAAUGGCUACUCCUUCACUCAGGGCCAGUUCAGACAGGAGUCUCAGCUGGAGUUUGAGACUGGGGAGAUCCUUCGUUUGACCCAUGUGGCCAGGGGUGUGGAUUCUGAGGGAGUUUUACUGAUUGACAUAGUAAUUAAUGGAUUUGUUCCUCCGUCAUUAUCAUCAUCUCAUCUGAGCCUACAGGAGUUUGAUGAGUCAUAUGUGCAGACUGGCCAGGGGCAGCUGUACUCGUGGUCAUCGCAGACCCACCAGAGAGGAGGAAACCCCAUGGUGCUACGCUGUAAUCAUACCAUUAUUUAUGAGGGCCAGGAGGAGCGUCAGGGCCCUCUGCUCCAGCUGCUCAAGGUCUCUGGGAUGAACAGCGUCUACAACAUGUUUACUCUCACUUUGGAUUUCCAUAUCACUGCCAGCCUUCUCAUACCAGACGGUUAUGGAGACACAUGCCCUAAAGGUUUCAUUCUUGACACAGCCUCAUACUGUGCUGAUGAGGAUGAGUGUGCGCUCCAGUCCCCCUGCUCUCAUUCCUGUAACAAUAUCAUGGGAGGUUUCUCCUGUGCCUGUCCCUCUGGCUUCACCAUCUCUACAGAGACCAACACAUGCCAAGAUAUUGAUGAGUGCACCCAGGGCUCUCACAUGUGCCACUACAACCAGCAGUGCAUCAACACAGUGGGAACAUAUCGCUGCCAGGCCAAGUGUGGACCAGGAUUUAAGCCCAGCAUCACAGGAACCAGCUGUGAAGAUGUGGAUGAGUGCCAGGAGUCAGCUCUCUCUCCGUGUCAGCAUCAGUGCCUCAAUACUCUGGGCUCAUACCGCUGUAUUUGCCACCCGGGAUAUCAGCUGUCAGGACAUCGCUGCAUUGAUAUCAAUGAGUGCAUGAGAAAUGUAUGCCCGGCUCACCAGCAGUGCCGCAACACAGAGGGAGGAUACCAGUGUUUCGACAGCUGUCCAGCUGGCAUGACCAAAGCAGAGAAUGGAGCCUGCGUGGAUAUUGACGAGUGCCAGGAUGGAAGUCACAUGUGUCGCUACACUCAGAUCUGUCAGAACACAAUCGGCGGGUAUGGCUGUGUAUGUCCCAGAGGCUACCGAUCCCAGGGAGUAGGCCUCCCAUGUCUGGACAUUGAUGAAUGCCUGCAGACACCAAACCCUUGUGCCUACCAGUGCCGCAAUGUGCCUGGCAGCUUCAGGUGUCUGUGCCCUCCUGGUACCGUGCUGCUUGGGGAUGGGCGUUCCUGUGCAGGGCUGGAGAGAGGGCAGACCUUUACCAAUGGGACAAGAGUUAGGGCAAGACUCCGCCCACAGCUAGUGUCAUCUCUAGGCAGGCCAAUCCUCUCUCGUUCUCACGGAGUAUCUCGUAUUACCAGGCAAAGCUGUCCUGCAGGAUACACCAACAGAGACGGAACAUGUGUUGAUGUGGAUGAGUGUUUGCUCAGGAAGCCAUGCCAACAUGACUGCCGAAACACUAUUGGCAGUUUCCAGUGUUUGUGUCCCCCAGGUUACAAGCUCUUACCCAAUGGCAGGAGCUGUAAAGACAUUGAUGAGUGUGUUGAACAAAGCAUCCAGUGUGGACACAAUCAGAUGUGUUUUAAUACCAGAGGAGGAUACCAGUGCCUGGAUACACCCUGCCCUGCAUCAUAUCAGAGUGGAGGAAGCCCUGGGACCUGCUACAGGCCCUGCUCUCUGGACUGUGCCACUGGAGGCUCUCCUCUGCUCCUGCAAUACAAGCUGCUCACUCUCCCCUCUGGCAUUCCAACCAAUCACAAUGUGGUGCGGCUGUCAGCUUUCUCAGAGUCAGGUGUCCUGCAAGAGCGCACAUCUUUUACCAUACUUGAGCAAGAAUCAGAGACUGGAGGGAUGGGCCGGGUGUUUGGCAUCAGAGAUGAGGCUGGCAGGGGGAUCAUCUUCACCCUGCGGGCUCUGGACAGACCAGGACUAGUGCGGCUUAAGGUGCAGGCCACCACUAUUUCGCUGCAGGGCCGCAUUACCUACCAGAGCAUCUUCAUCAUCUACAUCUCCAUCUCAACAUACCCCUACUGAGGCUCUGUGCUGCUCUAAAGAUGACUCUGCCCCCCAGUGGCCCCUUGAAUGCCUCUCACCUACCCAGCAGUUGCCAAAAAACCCUGUGCCUCGGACACAUUAGGCCACGCAAAGAAACAAAGACAUACAAGGUGGACAUGGGUAGUAAGUGGAUUUCAUGAAGAUGUGUA